Poecilia latipinna (sailfin molly) is the source of this 2703-nucleotide messenger RNA. RefSeq names its product deoxynucleoside triphosphate triphosphohydrolase SAMHD1-like. The transcript has 14 exons. Lineage: Eukaryota; Metazoa; Chordata; Actinopteri; Cyprinodontiformes; Poeciliidae. Gene Ontology annotation, molecular function: dGTPase activity. The coding region runs from base 77 to 1570 and encodes 497 amino acids. The record is from RefSeq and is a predicted model, not a curated record. Gene Ontology annotation, biological process: defense response to virus; dGTP catabolic process; regulation of innate immune response. Gene Ontology annotation, cellular component: nucleus.
UACAUUUUCUAUUUAGAUAAUUAACAAAACAGUAAAAAAGUUAGAUAUUUAGGUUAUCAGUUGGGUUUCUACAUGGAUGUCCUUGUUGAUGUUCCUCUUUUUGUCAUUUUGUCAGGUAUUUAAUGAUCCCAUCCAUGGCAGUGUAGAGCUGCCUCCUCUGCUCGUCAAGAUCAUUGACACGCCUCAGUUUCAGCGACUUCGAAACAUUAAACAGCUCGGAGGGAACAGUUAUGUUUACCCUGGAGCAAACCACACCCGCUUUGAACACAGCAUUGGGGUGGCUUACUUGGCUGGAGAACUUGUCAAGGCUCUGAGAGAGAGGCAGCCAGAACUGAAAAUCACUGAGCGUGAUGUCCUUUGUGUGCAGAUUGCUGGACUCUGCCAUGACCUGGGACACGGACCUUUUUCUCAUCUGUAUGAUGGCAUGUUUAUACCUCAAAUGCAACCUGAUGUCAAACAGAAAUGGAAACAUGAGACUGCCUCUGUAGAGAUGUUUGACCACAUGGUGAAGGAAAAUAAGUUGGAUGAGGAAAUGAAGAAGGAUCAGGAGUUCAACAAGGAGCUGAACAGUCCAGACAUUUCUGAUGAUAUGUUGAAGGAAAAAAUAAAGAAGGAUCUGAAGUUCAUCAAGGACCUGAUCAAUCCAGAAAUUUCUGAUGAAGAGAAAAAGGCCUUCACUGGUCGUGGUGAGGACAAGUCGUUCCUCUAUGACAUUGUGGCCAACAAAAGGAAUGGCAUCGAUGUGGAUAAGUGGGAUUAUUUUGCCAGAGACUGCCAUUAUUUGGGUAUGAAGAACAGCUUUGACUAUCGCCGCUUAAUAUUAUCUGCCAGGGUGUGUGAAUGGAAGGGUAGGAAUGAGAUCUGUUUCAGAGACAAGGAAUUGUUCAAUCUGUAUGACAUGUUCUACACGAGGUUCUCUCUGCACAGAAGAGCCUACCAGCACAAAACUGGCAACAUCAUAGAACGGAUGAUCACAGAGGCCUUUGUGAAAGCAAAUGAAUACAUUCAGAUUAAAGGUUCUAGAGGACAAACCUUCAAUCUGCUCACAGCUAAAGAUGACAUGGAGGCCUACACCAAGCUAACAGAUAACGUAUUUGAGCAGAUACUGAAUGAUGACAAUCAGAACAUGAGAGAGGCAAAGGAGAUUCUGGGCAAAAUCCUUAAACGGAACCUCUACAAGUGUCUGGGGGAAUUUCCUUCAAAAAGAUCUGAAGAUGAAAUCAAGAAAAUCAAAGCUCAGGUGGCUCUACCAGGUGGCACAAAGCAAGAUGACUUUGUGGUUGCUACAAGUAAACUAGACUACGGGAAGAAGGAAAAGGACCCAAUAGAGGAAGUGCGUUUCUACCGAAAGAGUGAUCCAAAUAAAGCCAUCACACUGACCAGAGAAGAAGUAUCUUAUCUUCUUCCAGGAAAUUUUGAAGAGAGACUAAUCAGAAUCUACUGCAAGAGGACAAAUGAUCAAACUGUGGAAAAUGACAGGCAGUAUUUUAAGAAAUUUAAGUCCAUACACAACGAAUUUUCUGGGCCACAGAAUGAAGAUGUGGCAGCUUCUGAAGAGUCUCUUCCAUAAUCCAGCUGGGGCAGCAAUUAUAAAGUUUUAUGAAAUAAACUUGGAAUUUUAGACUAAGUGCAGAAACAACCUUGUACAAAUCAUUGGGAGAAGGUUUUUGUUCAACUCUGACUUUAAGUAAUAUUUUUUAUUGAAUACAGGUGUUUAUCAGCACAAUUUAAAUAUACCUAUGAGGAGAAGGGAAUGAAUUAAAAUAAGGGUUAAUAUCAGAAUGCUUCGAUUUCUGUUGGGAGGUUUUUAUUAUAAGAGAUAAAGUUUUACAUAUUUUAAAAAUGCAUUUAAAUGAUUUAUUUAAUUGGGCUUUAUUCACUUUUAUUUUAAAGUCAAGUUCUGAAAUUUAAGAAACUAAAAUGUUUUAAGUACACAUUAUAUACAUGGGAUGUUUGUAUUUGUCUUUGAUUUGCAGAUGGUGGCUUCAGGGUAGUUUUUAUUUAUCCAUUUAACAUUUAAAGUACUUACAUAUUUUUAUCACUAGUUUCAGAGGUGGCUUAUUUUCCCUCAUAAUUUAGUUUUCUUUGAGGUUUGGCUGCAAUAUGUUUGUGCUUUUUAAUUGUCUUCAUGUUUGAUAUACUUUUAAUACUACAUGUGUAUUUUAGGGUACUACUUUAAAAAUACCAUACUUUACCAAAAUAAGUUUUCACAAACAAUUCACAAAUUUCUUGUUUAUUGAACUUGAUUUUCAUAGUGGUGAAGGUAACAUCUUUUCAAAGAUUGAAGAAUGUUCUGUUUAAAUUAUUUUAUUUUGUUAAACGUAAGAGGGCAUAAUACUUAAAUCUAACAACAAAUUAAAGAAAAUAGUUUCAUCACAAGUGGAGGCAUAAAAGUUGCAGCUCUGUUUUCCACAGACACUAAUGAGAGGCUUCAACUGUGUAUAUUGAUUACUGAUUAUUACCACAUACUCAGUUGAAUGACAGUUUAUUUUAUGGCUUUUAUUUUACUUUGUGGCUUAAUGGGCAUAAUCAAUAAUAUAAAGAAGAAAGAUUACUUGGAUUUUAUGCCCUCCCUAUAUGUUUUAUUGAAAUACUUUAUAACUUCACACUCUUUCAAUAAAGUUCUUAAUUGUACAUGUUUGCUGAACUCUAAAUUACAGAUACAAAACAAUUCAAAAUAAAACAAAAAAUUUUUUUCCAUCA